AUGGUCCCCGUGCUCCCCGUGGUCCCCGUUCUCCCCACUCUCCCCGUGAUCCCCGUGGUCCCCGUUCUCCCCACUCUCCCCGUGCUCCCCGUGGUCCCCGUUCUCCCCACUCUCCCUGUGAUCCCCGUGGUCCCCGUUCUCCCCACUCUCCCCGUGCUCGCCGUGGUCCUCGUUCUCCCCACUCUCCCCGUGCUCGCCGUGGUCCUCGUUCUCCCCACUCUCCCCGUGCUCCCCGUGGUCCUCGUUCUCCCCACUCUCCCCGUGCUCGCCGUGGUCCUCGUUCUCCCCACUCUCCCCGUGCUCGCCGUGGUCCUCGUUCUCCCCACUCUCCCCGUGCUCCCCGUGGUCCUCGUUCUCGCCACUCUCCCCGUGCUCCCCGUGGUCCUCGUUCUCCCCACUCUCCCCGUGCUCCCCGUGGUCCUCGUUCUCCCCACUCUCCCCGUGCUCCCCGUGGUCCUCGUUCUCCCCACUCUCCCCGUGCUCCCCGUGGUCCUCGUUCUCCCCACUCUCCCCGUGCUCCCCGUGGUCCUCGUUCUCCCCACUCUCCCCGUGCUCGCCGUGGUCCUCGUUCUCCCCACUCUCCCCGUGCUCCCCGUGGUCCUCGUUCUCCCCACUCUCCCCGUGCUCCCCGUGGUCCUCGUUCUCCCCACUCUCCCCGUGCUCCCCGUGGUCCCCUCCUCCCCACUCUCCCCAUGCUCGCCGUGGUCCUCGUUCUCCCCACUCUCCCCAUGCUCGCCGUGGUCCCCGUUCUCCCCACUCUCCCCAUGCUCGCCGUGGUCCUCGUUCUCCCCACUCUCCCCGUGCUCGCCGUGGUCCUCGUUCUCCCCACUCUCCCCGUGCUCGCCGUGGUCCCCUCCUCCCCACUCUCCCCGUGCUCGCCGUGGUCCUCGUUCUCCCCACUCUCCCCGUGCUCGCCGUGGUCCCCUCCUCCCCACUCUCCCCGUGCUCGCCGUGGUCCUCGUUCUCCCCACUCUCCCCGUGCUCGCCGUGGUCCCCUCCUCCCCACUCUCCCCGUGCUCGCCGUGGUCCUCGUUCUCCCCACUCUCCCCGUGCUCCCCGUGGUCCCCUCCUCCCCACUCUCCCCAUGCUCGCCGUGGUCCUCGUUCUCCCCACUCUCCCCAUGCUCGCCGUGGUCCCCGUUCUCCCCACUCUCCCCGUGCUCGCCGUGGUCCUCGUUCUCCCCACUCUCCCCGUGCUCGCCGUGGUCCCCUCCUCCCCACUCUCCCCGUGCUCGCCGUGGUCCUCGUUCUCCCCACUCUCCCCGUGCUCGCCGUGGUCCCCUCCUCCCCACUCUCCCCGUGCUCGCCAUGCCCUGGGUGCCACAUUAGCGCAGGGCCGCUCUCGAUCUGCUGGUGGUUCUGCGCUCUGCCCUACAGCCUCCUCAUCUUCGUCUACGAUGAAGUCCGCAAGUACAUUCUGCGGACUUGUCCUGGAGGUUGGGUGGAGCAGGAGUCGUACUAUUGA
This is a messenger RNA of Knipowitschia caucasica, 1464 nucleotides long. Lineage: Eukaryota; Metazoa; Chordata; Actinopteri; Gobiiformes; Gobiidae. The record is from the annotation of a GenBank genome assembly.